Molecule: messenger RNA, 1505 nt
Organism: Manacus vitellinus (golden-collared manakin)
Lineage: Eukaryota; Metazoa; Chordata; Aves; Passeriformes; Pipridae
Gene: IK
Product: IK cytokine
Exons: 16
Coding region: 118-1497 (459 amino acids)
Biological process (GO): mRNA splicing, via spliceosome
Cellular component (GO): nucleus
Source: RefSeq, a predicted model, not a curated record
UCCCGUUCCCCAGAUGAGCCGUUUUCCAACCCCCUGGCCCCUGAUGGCCACGAUGUGGAUGACUCGCACUCCUUCCACCAAUCCAAGCUGACCAAUGAAGACUUCAGGAAGCUCCUCAUGACCCCGCGGGCUGCGCCAACAUCUGCGCCACCGUCCAAAUCUCGCCACCAUGAGAUGCCCCGGGAGUACAACGAGGAUGAAGAUCCAGCUGCUCGCAGGAGGAAGAAGAAAAGCUACUAUGCAAAGCUGCGGCAGCAGGAGAUCGAGCGCGAGAGGGAACUGGCUGAGAAGUACCGGGACCGAGCCAAGGAGAGGAGGGAUGGAGUGAACAAGGACUACGAGGAGACGGAGCUGAUCAGCACCACGGCCAACUACAGGGCUGUGGGGCCCACGGCCGAGGCGGAUAAAUCUGCUGCGGAGAAGAGGAGGCAGUUGAUCCAGGAGUCCAAGUUCUUGGGUGGUGACAUGGAGCACACUCACUUGGUGAAGGGUCUGGACUUCGCACUGUUGCAGAAGGUACGGGCUGAGAUCGCCAGCAAGGAGAAGGAGGAGGAAGAAAUGAUGGAGAAGCCCCAGAAAGAGACUAAGAAAGAUGAAGAUCCCGAGAACAAAAUUGAAUUUAAGACCCGGCUGGGCCGCAACAUCUACCGCAUUCUGUUCAAGAGCAAGACCUACGAGCGGAACGAGCUGUUCCUGCCGGGAAGGAUGGCCUACGUGGUGGAUCUGGAUGAUGAGUAUGCAGACACCGACAUCCCGACCACGCUGAUCCGCAGCAAGGCCGACUGCCCCACCAUGGAGGCUCAGACCACCCUGACCACCAACGACAUUGUCAUCAGCAAGCUCACGCAGAUCCUCUCCUACCUCAGGCAAGGCACUCGCAACAAGAAGCUCAAGAAGAAGGACAAAGGGAAGCUGGAUGAGAAGAAGCCUCCUGAAGCUGAUAUGAACAUCUUUGAAGACAUUGGGGAUUAUGUGCCCUCCACUGCCAAGAUGCCACGGGACAAGGAACGGGAGAGGUACCGGGAGAGAGAGCGUGACAGGGACCGGGAGCGCGACCGGGACCGAGAGCGGGACCGGGACCGGGAGAGAGACAGGGAGCGGGACCGGGAGAGGGAGGAGGAGAAGAAGAGGCACAGCUACUUUGAGAAGCCCAAGGCUGAUGAUGAGCCCACAGACAUCGACAAAGGACCUGGCUCAGCCAAGGAGCUCAUCAAGUCCAUCAACGAGAAGUUUGCUGGAGCUGCUGGCUGGGAAGGAGCAGAGGCCUUGAAGAAGCCAGAGGACAAGAAGCAGCUGGGAGACUUCUUUGGCAUGUCCAACAGCUAUGCCGAGUGCUACCCUGCCACAAUGGAUGAUAUGGCUGUGGACAGCGAUGAAGAAGUGGACUACAGCAAAAUGGAUCAGGGUAACAAGAAGGGGCCUCUGGGCCGCUGGGACUUCGACACACAGGAGGAGUACAGCGAGUACAUGAACAACAAGGAGGCUCUGCCCAAGUGAGUGCAGCC